GAAGAGGCCUGGCGCGGGGACGUCACCCCUCCACUAUAAGAGGGGACCAGUGGACCAUGUUCUCUACUCGCUGGGUCACCAAACACGGUUGUGCUGCUACCAAGUGCUUGGCACUGUAACUGAGGCUGAGAUAGAGACAUGGCACCAGGCAAGAAGGGGAUCCUUGAGCGUCUGAACGCUGGAGAGGUGGUGAUUGGCGAUGGAGGCUUUGUCUUCGCUCUGGAGAAGAGGGGCUACGUCAAGGCUGGCCCCUGGACUCCUGAGGCUGCCCACACACACCCUGAGUCUGUCCGCCAACUGCACAGGGAGUUCCUGAGGGCAGGAUCAAACGUCAUGCAGACUUUCACCUUCUACGCCAGUGAUGACAAACUGGAGAACAGGGGUCAGGCCCUGAAGAUCACUGGUGCACAGGUGAACGAGGCUGCCUGCGACCUUGCCAGAGAGGUGGCUAAUGAGGGAGAUGCCCUGGUGGCGGGCGGAGUCUCCCAGACCCCCUCCUACCUUAGUUGCAAGAGCGAGACUGAAGUCAAGGCGAUCUUCAAGAAACAGCUGGAUGUCUUCAUGAAGAAGAAUGUGGACUUCAUGAUUGCCGAGUACUUCGAGCAUGUGGAGGAGGCUGAGUGGGCCGUCCAGGUGCUGAAGGCCAGCGGCAAGCCGGUGGCUGCCAACAUGUGCAUCGGACCCGAGGGAGACAUGCACGGCGUCUCCACAGGAGAGUGUGCCGUGAGGCUGGUCAAGGCCGGGGCCCAGAUUGUGGGAGUCAACUGCCACUUUGACCCCAUGACCUGUGUGAAGGCUGUGAAGAUGAUGAAGGAUGCCGUGGAGAAGGCUGGUCUUAAGGCCCACUAUAUGGUGCAGCCUUUGGCCUUCCACACCCCUGACUGCAACUGCCAAGGAUUCAUCGAUCUGCCAGAGUUCCCCUUCGGACUGGAGCCCAGGAUCCUGACCCGUUGGGACAUGCAUGCAUACGCCAGGGAGGCCUACAACGUGGGCAUCCGCUACAUCGGGGGCUGCUGCGGCUUCGAGCCCUACCACAUCAGGGCCGUGGCGGAGGAGCUGGCCACCGAGAGGGGCAUCCUACCCGCUGCCUCAGAGAAACACGGCAUGUGGGGCGCCGGCCUGGAGAUGCACACCAAACCGUGGGUCAGAGCCAGGGCCCGUCGGGAUUACUGGGAGCAGCUCAAGCCUGCGUCAGGACGUCCCCUGUGCCCGUCCAUGUCCACGCCAGAGGGAUGGGGCGUGACCAAGGGGCAUGCAGACCUCCUGCAGCACAAGGAGGCCACCAGCAGCCAGGAGAUGAAGCACGUGGUGGAGCUGCAGAAGAAGGCCAAAUCCACGUGAGGAGGGCCGAGCAGCAGAGGGGAAACAAAAACAAAAACAAGAACAAGAAGAAUCUCGUCUCUAAUCUGUGAAAUUAAUAGAGGCAAGAGAAGCUGGACGAAGCAGGGAAAGGGAAGCUCUACUCCGUUUGAAUUAUGGACCAAAGCACUUGUAACAGCCAGCAACACUGUGAAUUACCAAGAAAUAAACUGAAUUUAAUAAUG
This is a messenger RNA of Gadus morhua (Atlantic cod), 1544 nucleotides long. Its product is annotated as betaine--homocysteine S-methyltransferase 1. The transcript is spliced from 8 exons. Gene Ontology annotation, molecular function: zinc ion binding; betaine-homocysteine S-methyltransferase activity. Gene Ontology annotation, cellular component: cytosol. The record is from RefSeq and is a predicted model, not a curated record. Gene Ontology annotation, biological process: L-methionine salvage. Lineage: Eukaryota; Metazoa; Chordata; Actinopteri; Gadiformes; Gadidae. The coding region runs from base 139 to 1341 and encodes 400 amino acids.